AUGGCGGUCCCGCGGCGCAGUGACGAGGCCAGCGCGGGGAGGAGGGCCGCGGCCUCGGGCCCGCCCCGGCCCGGGGAGGAGCGGAGGCCACGCCGUCCCGCCCCUCCUGGCCUCCGCCGGGAGCGCGCUGCUCCGGGGCGGCGGGGCUCGCUCUCCGGGUGCCGCUGCGGCGGGCUCCGGGCCGGCCCCUGUUGCCGCGCGGGCCGAAUCGGCGGAGUCGGAGGUGGAGGCGUCCGCCUUUCCUUUGUCCGUUCGCUCGUGGACUUGCUCGCACACCCACUUAGGACAGACGCUCGGCUCCGGGACGCCGGCUACAAGAACCUCCAACUACCUGCAAAUCAGGUUAAUUCAUCUUGUUUCUGAUUAAGUUUGAUCCUGUGAGAAAUGACUACUGGCAGAAAAAUGAAGAAUAAAGUGGAAAUGAGUACACAAGCACAGGCUUGAGUAGAGAAAACAGUGGAGACAAACUUCAUGAAAUGAGAAGUCAAAUCUAAGCACCUAGGUUUUGAGACUGGCUACACACCUACAAUGUACAUCGUGUGACUGAGCAAGUUCCAAAUGAAUGUAAUGGCAGGGGCACAACAAUGGCGGUUCAGUGCGGCCUCUCCUGUCAGAUGGGCAGGAUGUGAAGUGGUGAGAAUGCCCGACAACUGACAACCUUUGGCGGGAGCUGUCCUCAUUAAAUGACAACCUUUGGCGGGAGCUGUCCUCAUUAAAUGAAUAGUGAACAAACCAGUGGUCCCACUGAAGCAGAGUUUGAGCUUAUUUUCACUACAAUUGUGCCUCACUUCUCUACCUUAUUGUUUUUACCCCUCUAGUUAGCAUUAUUCUUGUUCCUUGUCAGUUUUGGAGGAUGUUGCACAGAUAUAUGCAAUUUGUUGCUGGUUUUUUUUUUAGCAUAAACUGUCAGUAAACACAGCAAAUAUGGAAUGGUUUGGUUUUUUAAGCAGGUGUAAUGAUUUUAUUGGUUCCUAUCCUGUGUAACUCAUUCUCUAAAAUGAGAUUAUGUAUAUAAUAGCUAUUGUUCUUUCAUCUGGAUUUGAGAUUAAGAAAUAUUAUUUUAAAAUAAAAGAAAAUCACAACACAAAAAUAUGGUUAUCCAUGCAGUUUGUUAGCCUGGUUUUUACUUGCCAUCAGUACUUCUCCCUAGUGUUCAACAGCUUUAAGUAUUAUAUUUUAAUUUCAAAUCUCAUGUUAGAAAACAAUAUUCAGAGCCUCAUUUAAUAAACAUGUAUCAAAUACUCA
This is a messenger RNA of Nyctereutes procyonoides (raccoon dog), 1245 nucleotides long. RefSeq names its product translation initiation factor IF-2-like. The record is from RefSeq and is a predicted model, not a curated record. NCBI's taxonomy places the organism in Eukaryota, Metazoa, Chordata, Mammalia, Carnivora, Canidae. Bases 1 to 363 code for a protein of 120 amino acids. The transcript has 3 exons.